UCAAUUCUUCAAAAUAGAAGAGCUUCUUCAUCUCCUCAUCUGAAGUAACCCACCACCGUUCACCACCUGCAACCCCUCCCCCUCCGUCAACCACACUUCCGGCACUACCAACCAUCGUUCACCACCAACCAACUGUCACAAAACCACCACCACACCUCCGGGACGACCAACCACUGUUCACUGCCACCCCGUUCACCACCAACCACCGCCCAAUCCUGGAUAUGAGAAAGAUGACGGCGGCGGUGGGAUGCCGGCGGCAGGGAUGCCAUUGAAGGGUGUUUCUCUCUCUAGUAAGAUAUGCUCUCUCUCUCACCGAGGAUUCAGCUCCGGCAGACCUCCAGUUACUUUAGCACAUACAAUUGGACAUGUGGCAGCUACUAUAAGUAUGUCAAAAGUUGUCGUGUCAUUUACACACAUUAUCAAAAGUGGUGAACCUGCAUUUAGUGCAUUUGUUUCAAGGUUUUUUCUUGGUGAAACGUUCCCGACUGGGGUUUAUUCGUCACUUUUGCCAAUCAUUAGAGAUUCAGAUGGUAAGUUAUCGUCUGUGCUUCCUGUAAGACAACGACUCAUAUAUAGGGGUGCAGAGAUGUUUUGUGCUGGAAUGGUCAAUUGCGAUUCAUAUAUAGGGGGGCAGGUUUCAGGCCAGACUCAAGUAUGGUUCGAGUUUUUGUUCGGGUCAGCCGUGGGGCGAGUUUCGGGUCAGUGGGUGCAGGUUUGGUUCAACCCGAUUCGGAAGCUUCAGGUCGGCGGCUCAGUCAAACCGGGUCAGAUUCAGAGUUGUUCGAGUCAAGCUUCGGCUCGGUCUCGGUUCGGGUCUUGCAAUUUGUUAGCUAGUUAUUAUUACAUAAGUUUAGAUUUUAUUUAGUUAACGUGCACCGAGCUUGAACCGAUACUUUAGUGGCUUGUUACGUUUGGCAUUUUGAUAGAUAUUUUAUAUAUUGUGUUUA
Helianthus annuus (common sunflower) is the source of this 947-nucleotide messenger RNA. RefSeq lists its product as uncharacterized. Gene Ontology annotation, cellular component: Golgi apparatus. Lineage: Eukaryota; Viridiplantae; Streptophyta; Magnoliopsida; Asterales; Asteraceae. The record is from RefSeq and is a predicted model, not a curated record. The coding region runs from base 248 to 865 and encodes 205 amino acids. The transcript has 3 exons. Gene Ontology annotation, molecular function: triose-phosphate transmembrane transporter activity; antiporter activity; phosphoglycerate transmembrane transporter activity.